Molecule: messenger RNA, 2068 nt
Organism: Poecile atricapillus (Black-capped chickadee)
Lineage: Eukaryota; Metazoa; Chordata; Aves; Passeriformes; Paridae
Gene: MRRF
Product: mitochondrial ribosome recycling factor
Exons: 7
Coding region: 216-995 (259 amino acids)
Biological process (GO): translation
Cellular component (GO): mitochondrion
Molecular function (GO): ribosomal large subunit binding
Source: RefSeq, a predicted model, not a curated record
CCUUCCUUCCCCUCCCCUUCGCCGCCCCCGGGCCCCGAUCCGUGCCACCGAUUCCCGAUCGCCGGCCCCCGAUCCCCGCUCCUCGGCCCGGCUUUGCACGGAGCACCGGGAUGAUCGGGCCGGGGCGCCCUGAGAAGCGGGAGCGGCGUGGGCGGCUCUGGGGGCGGGGCUACGUGAGGGCGGGGUCUGGGUGCAUCAGAGAGGGGCUGUGAGCAAUGGCUCUGGCGCUGAGGUGCCUCCGUCCUCUCCCGUCCCUGCUGCACCGAACCUCCUUUGCCGUGGGCAGGGGGCUGCCCCAGGCUCCCAGAGCCUGCCCAGCCCUGCUCCUGGAGGGCUGCAGGCAGUGUGCCCAGCAGAUGCUGCCGAGCAGACAGCUGGCUACCAAAAAAGCUAAAGGUAAAGGACAGAGUCAAGCCAAAGUGAAUAUCAGUGCUGCUCUAGUUGAGGAUAUUAUCAAUUUGGAGCAAACCAAUGAAGAUAUGCAGGCAGUCAUAGAAGCUCUGAAAGAGGAUUUCAACAGAAAUCUCAAUGUUAGAACCUCACCAGGGGCCCUGGAUCACAUAACUGUGAUGACAAAGGAUGGGAAGUUUCCGCUGAACCAGCUGGGGCAGAUCUCACAGAAGUCACCGCAGCUCAUGAUAGUGAACAUGACCAGUUUUCCAGAGAGCACAGCUGCAGCUGCAAAGGCUAUAAGGGAGAGUGGCAUGAACCUGAACCCAGAGGUGGACGGGAUGGUGAUUCGGGUGCCAGUUCCCAAGGUCACGAGAGAGCACAGGGAGAGCCUGGCCAAGCUGGCCAAGCAGUCCACCAACAAGUCCAAAGAGGCCCUGAGAAAGGUGAGAAGCAAAAGCAUCACCCAGGUAAAGAAGUUCAAGAACAAAGUGUCAGAAGAUACCAUCUGGCUGCUAGAAAAGCAGAUCCAGCAAAUGGCAGAUGAGGCUGCCACGGAGAUGGACAAGCUGCUGGCAGUGAAGACCAAGGAGCUGCUUGGAUAAACACCAUCCCAAUGGCCACACUCCUCCCCCUGGAGCAGGAAUGAGCUGCCACAUUCCCCAGCAGCCAGCCCUGCCCGGGGGCAGCAGCCUCAGGGAUGGGCAGGGACAGCUCUGUGCCUGGGCAGCUCUCACUGCCUACCCUGGGGUGUGCUGAAGGGAAGGGGGGAGCUCUCCUUGCUGUCCUUUAUCCAGAUGGGAACAGCAUUGGAUGAAAUGAGAUCAAAAAUAAAAUAUCAGGAAGGAGAACUGGAAACUGCUGGAGGCACAGAGGAAGAACUGCCCUGCUCACUUUGUGCCCCAUCUUUGCACCAUCAGACCACCCACGAGAGGAACCUGCCUGUCCUGCUGCAAACCUCAGCAUUUAUUUUUGCUUGAAAUAAAGCCAGAAUGAGAUGUGGAGGAACAGCCUCACGACAGGCAGGUCCUGGGUGUUCCCUCGGCUUCACGUGUUCCAAAGCAAGCAUUUGCCCCGUGCCAUGGCUGUCACUGCCAGCAGAGCGGGCAGGGACGAGGGAGCUCGGCACAGGCUGGGCAGGGGCUCUGUGAGGAGAGAACUGAAAGCAGCGCUGUCAGCACGGCUGCUUUAGCCAGGAUGAGAAGACCUAAAACCAACACAGGAACUUCCCCAAAGCAGCAUCUGCCUCCUCAGCCAUUUACAAACGCCUGGGAGCCUCUGGCACCACGGUUCAGGGUUGGAGGAGGUACAAGCAGAGCAGGUCCUGAGCACAUGACGGAGCUCAGCUCCUCACUGUGAGCAAGUACUUCCCAGGACAGCAGACGGCCUCGGUGGCAGGAGCAGGAAGAUGCUGGCAGCCCCCCAGCCCUGCUCCCAAAGCAUUUGGGUUCAAAGAGCACCAAGUGCUCUGCACUCCUUAAAUAAACAACUCCCCAAAAGUUAGUUUGUGUGCCAUGGGGAGGGGGAGGAGGAUGAAGGAUUUGCUCUGCUAGGGCCCCACAUGUCAACAAUUUCUCUGCUUUGUGUAUUUUGGCCAAAGCCCUUACCAUGAUAAAUGAAUAAAGGAAGAUGGCGAGCCCAGGGCGGUUCCACAGCUCGGGAAAUUGCUUUCAGCCGA